Fundulus heteroclitus (mummichog) is the source of this 1035-nucleotide messenger RNA. RefSeq names its product leucine-rich repeat extensin-like protein 5. The record is from RefSeq and is a predicted model, not a curated record. The transcript is spliced from 5 exons. The coding region runs from base 41 to 931 and encodes 296 amino acids. NCBI's taxonomy places the organism in Eukaryota, Metazoa, Chordata, Actinopteri, Cyprinodontiformes, Fundulidae.
ACCAUCAUUAGUGCACUUUUCUUUACUGCUGGUCUUCAACAUGAUGGCUGGUCAGGUCCUCCUGGGGGUUUCCCUCUUUGCCUUGCUUGUUCUGAAUGCUCAUGGUGUUCCUGUCAAAGGUACAAAAGGCCAACACCAGAGCAGCAGUGACACCGAUGCAGGGGGAAAUGUUGCCUCUCACAGGAGAGCAGCUCCUGGCUACACUGCACCUGUGUCCUACAAUGCUCCUGCUGGUGUCUUCAGGCAAGACCCCAGUCUGACCCAGCCCCAGUUUGUUGGUGUGAGCUCCAUGCCUGCAGCUGGAUACGCUGCCACUUCUGGUUCUGUUCCAGCAGGAUAUUAUAGCACUGGGGCCUACAUGCCAGGACAUGUUGCCAGCUCUCAACAAGUUGGAGUUGCUCAGACCUCUGUUCCAGAAGCCAAGUGGUCUAAGGCUCCUCAAGCCUUUGAGGAAUCUCCAACAAAUGUCCAGGGUUCUAGUGUCAUUCUCCCUCCUCUGCCACCUCCUGGACCUGUUCUCCAGUCUGGGGAGACUUCCAAUGUUGUGAAGGAAGCUGAACUUGGAAACUACCAGGACCAAACUGAGGAGUUUGGUUACCCAGCUUACCCUACGGGGCCUGUCCAGCCUCUUCCACCUGUGGCUCUGCCUAGCCAUGGUGUGGGUGGCUUGUGGGGCGACCAGCCUCCCUAUCCUCUGCCAUACCCCUAUCCUCCUCCAUACCCCUUUCCCUAUCCUUACCCUGUUUUUGACUACAGCCUCCUGUAUGGUCUGUACCCUCCUGGCACCUACACUACCUUCAGCAGAGACCAUGAGAAGGGCAAAGACUACUACCAGACCACCCACUACCUGAAAGACCAUGGUUCUGAUGGUCCACAGACACCCCAGAACCCUGGAACUGGGCAGCAGAAGGUCUACCCCAGUACAUCCUAGAGACCUGAAGGGAGAUGGAGAUGACGUGCCCUCUUGGAAGACGACUGUCUUUAAAUAAAGCUCUUAAAAUAUUUACUGGUUCUCUGUGGAAUUGAUGUGAAGGC